AGAUGGCGUCUGACCAUAAUAUUAUCUUCCAGUGAGAUAGCUGAGUCACAUCUAAGUGUUGUGGUAACGGUAAUAGGAAAUUCAUCGUACACGCGCGUCUGAACGAGCUUCUGCGGGCUGGGAUCUCAUCGAAAAUGUUGACAAUAACUCUGAAGACUUUACAGCAGCAGACAUUUAAGAUAGAAAUAGAUCCAGAACUAACGGUGAGAGCAUUAAAGGAAAAGAUAGAGGAAGAGAGGGGUAAAGAUGCUUAUCCAGCCACAGGCCAAAAACUCAUAUAUGCAGGCAAAAUCCUGAAUGAUGACAUCCCUUUAAGGGAUUACAAGAUGGAUGAGAAGAAUUUUGUUGUGGUCAUGGUGGCAAAGCCCAAAUCAACACUGCCACCUCUCCAAGCUAGCCCAGGCUCAAUUCCGACUCCUGCUCCGGGAGCGGCUCCCCUCACGGAUGUUGUCCCUCCUACUCCCGUCUCUGCACCAGUGGCUACUCCUACUCCCACUCCUGCACCUGCCCCUUUCCCUGUCCCUGCCCCUGCUCCAGCUCCAACUCCAGUCGUAGCUCAAGCGCCAGUGCCCUUGCCUUCCCCUGCUCCACAUCCAGUCCCAUCGCAAGAGACUCAAAGCACAGCUGAUCAGGCUGUCUCUGGACCCAGGGCUGCCAGCACCGCCUCAGCAACACCAGCAAGCGCCACCACAGUCUCUGCUCCGCCUCCUGAAGGCAGACCCCAGGAAGUUCACCAGGAUUCACCUGCAGUCUCAAGCCCACCUGUUCUUUCAGCCUCCAGUCUGGCUGAUGAGUUGGGCCUUUUAGAAGAGGCAGCAUCAAUUUUAGUCACAGGGCAAGCGUACGAAAACCUGGUAACUGAAAUCAUGUCCAUGGGAUAUGCAAGAGAACAAGUGAUUGCUGCUCUUCGAGCAAGUUAUAACAAUCCAGACCGGGCAGUUGAAUACCUGCUCAUGGGUAUUCCGGCUGAGCCUGAGCAGCCUCUCGGCCAGGAAAUUACACGAUCUGUUGCUGCCGCCGCCAUCCCCGCUGCAGCAAACCCCACUUCAGCCAACCCCACUGCAACCAACCCCACUUCAGCCAACCCCACUGCAGCCAACCCCACUGCAACCAACCCCACUGCAGCCAACCCCACUGCAACCAAUCCCACUGCCCCACCUGUAGAGAGACCCCAACCUCCUCCUACUUCAGUAGGAGCAGCGACUCCAUCUCAGUUGCCAUCCUCUGGUAAUCCUCUGGAGUUUCUAAGGAAUCAGCCACAGUUCCAGCAGAUGAGACAGAUCAUUCAGCAGAACCCAGCCCUCCUACCUGCUUUGCUACAGCAGUUGGGCAGAGACAACCCACAGUUGCUCCAGCAAAUCACCCAGCACCAGGAGCAGUUUGUACAGAUGUUAAACGAGCCUCACGGUGAAGCUGCAGAAGCACAUGGGGCACCACAAACAAACUACAUACAGGUCACCCCACAGGAGAAAGAGGCAAUUGAGAGGUUAAAAGCUUUGGGGUUCCCAGAAGGACUGGUCAUUCAAGCUUACUUUGCGUGUGAGAAAAAUGAAAAUCUCGCUGCCAAUUUCCUUCUUCAGCAAAACUUUGAUGAUGAGUGAUAGUGUUUUUUUUUUUUUUUUUUUUUGCAGUUUACGAUGGAGUGUUUUUGUUUUUGCAGUUUACGAUGGUGAUAGUUUGGGAGACAGCCACAAGAAAAAUAAUAGAUUUACUGUAUUUUGUGUGUGUGUGUGUGUGUGUGUGUGUGUGUGUGUGUGUGUGCGUGCGUGUGUGUGUGUGCGUGUGUGUGCACGUGUGUGUGUGUUUGUGGGUGUAUAUGAAAGAGAGUGCAAGGGUGAAUAUGUGUGGUAAUGUUUGUAAGGGGCAAGGCCAGUGGUAUUUGGUCUUCUAGAAAGUUUCUGUUGGGAAAAAGCCAUGGUUUGAAAAUAUUAAUAGCAAGAGCCACUCCCUUUUUAUUGAACCAUAUCACCUCAACUGUGAAUUUCCACUGCUGCUAUUACUGCUGUUUGUAUUUUGUGUGUUAUUAUUAUGUAAUUGAGGUGACAAUUAUUUUAUUUCUGCCAUCGCACACACAACCUAAUUUAUUUCAGUUCAUUUUGCUUCUCUAUCAUGAACCACAUUAAGUUUAUAUUAAAUUAAAAUGAAGAGUGUCCUUUAGCUGAUGUGUCUUGGAAUUUACAAAUCUGUAAUGUAGGCCUACCGCUGUUUAUCAGAAUUUGGCCCAGUGAUGGUAAAUACAAGACAUACGCCAAGUCAACAAAUUUGGGAAACAUAGUAUGAAAAGGUUUCAAUAGUGAUAUAUUCUUAAUGUUACAUUGGUAUGAUUUUUAUCAUUUUAUCACCAUAGCAAAACCUUGAAAAAGAUUAAAUAAGGAAUUAAGUCUCAUUUGGAAAAUAAUGGUCUUGUACUUCUCCGUCAUUUUGAGCCCUGUAACAUCGCCAACAUUCUGCCUUACUUUGUUUUAAUGAAGGGGAAAAAAACGGUCUGUUCAAACUAAAUUAUUGUUGCAUCGUUGUUAAAUGGUAUGCUAUAAUUGGAAGACCAAUAUAUAUCAUCCUCCCUUUUCCUCACAAUGUGUUGCUUAGCUUACAGAAACAUGACUCGUUUUUGCUUUUUGUUGCAUUCAAGGCCUAGGCCAAAAAAUGGAAGAGAACAUUUUUUAUAAAUGUUGGCACUUUAUGGCAAAGAAUGUUGCUAGAAGAGUCUAUACAGCUGCAUGACUUUAACAUAGCCCAGGGGUCAAACAUUUUGUCACAGUCUGGUUACAGUGUUUUACCUGUAGCUUUAUUAUUACUGUCCUUGUUAUUAUGGCGAGAAGACGGUUAGCCUGUAUAAAAUGCCUUAACACUCAAAGGUUGAGGGCUGGAUGUAUGGUACAUGGGUUAUUAUUUCAGCAUAAUGUUAAAUAAAUAGCUUUUACAAAGCUUUAAAAAAUUA
Sardina pilchardus (European sardine) is the source of this 2938-nucleotide messenger RNA. It is a transcript of the gene rad23ab, whose product is annotated as RAD23 homolog A, nucleotide excision repair protein b. Lineage: Eukaryota; Metazoa; Chordata; Actinopteri; Clupeiformes; Clupeidae. Gene Ontology annotation, biological process: proteasome-mediated ubiquitin-dependent protein catabolic process; nucleotide-excision repair. The transcript has 10 exons. The coding region runs from base 135 to 1601 and encodes 488 amino acids. The record is from RefSeq and is a predicted model, not a curated record. Gene Ontology annotation, cellular component: cytosol; nucleoplasm. Gene Ontology annotation, molecular function: proteasome binding; damaged DNA binding; polyubiquitin modification-dependent protein binding.